Messenger RNA from Stylonychia lemnae, 1095 nucleotides. The record is from the annotation of a GenBank genome assembly. Lineage: Eukaryota; Ciliophora; Spirotrichea; Sporadotrichida; Oxytrichidae.
AUGGAUCCAAAAUAGAAAAUUGAAGAAGAACACAUUAAGACUCUUGACUUUGAUAGUAGAUGUGUGAGAUCAGGCUCUAUUCCAACCGAUCAUUCUGGGUCAGUUGUAGUGCCUAUAGAUUUAUCUACUCUUUGGAAUAAAGUUGACAUGAGACUUCCUAAUAAUGGCAGACAUUUUGUUUAUUCAAGGGUUGGCCACCCUGUUAGAUAGGCUUUGGAACUAUAGCUGGAAUCAAUAACCCAAACAGAGAAAUCAGUAGCUACAGUUAAUAUUCAUGGAAUAUAUUAUGCCAUUUCAAUGCUUUAGAAAAAGGAAGAUGAAACAAUAGUUUUGAGUUAGAGAUCUCAUUUCAAAAAUUUAAUGAAUGAAGUAUUUUUGGGCUAGAAUAUGGGCCUUAAGCUUACAUUUUUAGAUUAGAUUCAUGAUUUACCAAGCAAAUUAACAUAAAAUACAAAGUUAGUAAUUAUUGAAAAGACUUAAAUAAUUUAAAAAGCUGAUGUCACAGGCACUAUGUAAUUGGCAUAGUAUGAUAAAUUAUAUAAGGAGCUAAAAUCAAAAGGUAUUAUGUUGGCGAUAGACAUAUCACUUAAUAUGAAUGAAUUCAAGAAGCAAAGAAAUCUAAAAAAUUUUGAUAUGCUAGUGGCUGACUUGAGAUAUUUCAAUGGCGCUGAUGGGGUAGUCACGGGUGCUAUGAUGACUAAUGAUGAAAAUAUAUAUUCACUUAUAAGGAGAAACGUAGAUUAACUUGGAGUAUUAGUCCAACCAAUGACUGGGUUUUUAACAAUGAGAGGACUGAAGACACUCUCAGUUAGAUUGGAUGAGUAAAUUAGCAAUGCAGAGUAAAUAGGAAAACAUUUCUUGAAGAAAUUGAAUAUUUCAUUUGACAGGAAUGAUAACAUCAUUCACGUGCCAAUAGAGCUAGAUCCAAAUCACUUGGUAAAGAUGAAGGUAAUAUAGAGAAGUCCAAGUAAUAGCAACAAAUCUCAUAUUGAGAUCGACAAAGAGUUUAUUCUUAUUCAUGUGGGAAUUGAGGAUUGGGAAUUGAUUGGUAGCGAUAUUUGGGAGCUUUUGGGAAGUUUUAAAGGAAAUUUAUGA